ACACACAGACAGUAGAAUUUACAAGUACCUGCAAGUCUCUCCUCCGUGCCUGCCUGCGAGUACUAUACUGGUCUGCCUGCCAUCAUCGGACCUCCGUCUUCGUCACUCUCCAUCCCUCGGGGCUGCGAUUCGGAAUUCCCUCCACCCAGCCAACCACCCUCUCCGCAUCGCUGAGCCGUUCAUCGGGCUUCUCGUCGGCCUUCCAUCGUCCAUAUCUACUCCACAGCGCACGCGCACGACCACACCCACGCCCCGUACGCCUCAGCCACCCCUCCGCGUAAUAUUAUUUUUCUCUCCUCCCAGGCCGCAAUUCGAUCCCAUGAUUGCUGCCCCCGCGACUCUCCUCACUCCCUCGACUUCUUGAAACAAGAAGAAUUCACACAGAAAUGUUUGGGUUCUUGACCUCGCGAUGGCAGAGCCCGGGCGGAUCUGAAAAGCUUCGCCCGGAGUGGUUUGACCGCCACUUCUCUCCCAUCCUCCUCUCCAUUGCGAAGAGGGCUUGCACCCACCCGAUACACACCAUCGUCACAAUUGCCUUCCUCGCCAGUUACUCCUACCUCGGCGUCUUGGAUAAGGGUCUCUUGGAGCAGGACGCAGACUCGGUGACGGGAAAGGUGGACUUCAACACCCUGUUGGCCGGCAGCAAGAACCUCUACGUAGGAAAGGAAACGGCCUGGGCAUGGCGGCCGGAGGAGGCACAGACAAAGCUUUCACAGAAGAACGCACAGGAGAUCGCCCUCAUCACGCUCGUUUUCCCUUCGUCCAGCGGCAGCAACAGCGCGCCUUCUCACGAUGCCAUCCCCACUAACGGUUCCGCCCAAUUGCUGCCCAGCUCCUCGAGCUCCUUCUCCACGAUCUCCCACGAUACCUCCCUCGCCUUCUCCGUCGACUAUGCCGAGGCCCCAGAGUUCCUCGCCGCUAUUCAGGAGAUGUCCGCACCCGAGACCGCAUCCGAAAUUCAGGGCUCAGAAGAGGAGGGCACACGCGAGGAGAAGAAGUGGAUUAUGAAGGCUGCUAAGAGCGCGACUCCUUCCUCUGGUGUCCGCAACUGGAUCCGUGAAUCAUGGACUUCAUUCCUUGAUCUGCUCAAGAAUGCCGAUACUGGAGAUAUUAUAAUCAUGGCCCUCGGAUACCUUGCCAUGCACCUGACCUUCGUGUCCCUUUUCCUGGCCAUGCGUCGUCUCGGGUCCAACUUCUGGCUUGCCGCCACGGUCCUUUUCCAGUCCGCAUUCGCUUUCCUGUUCGCACUCCUCGUCACCAUCUACCUCGGUGUACCCAUCACCAUGGUCCUCUUGUCCGAGGGAUUGCCGUUCCUGGUCGUCAUCAUUGGAUUCGAGAAGCCAAUCGUACUCACCAAGGCUGUGCUUUCUGCCUCACUCGAUGCCCGCAGAAGGGCAGAGGGCGGCAGGGCUGAGACGCUCACCAUCCAGAACGCCGUCCAAACCGCCAUCAAGCAGACCGGCUUCGAGAUUGUCCGCGACUACUUCUUCGAGAUCCUCAUUUUGGUUGCCGGUGCCAUGUCUGGCAUCCAGGGUGGCCUCCGCCAGUUCUGCUUCUUGGGUGCCUGGAUCUUGCUCUUCGACGCCAUCAUGCUGCUCACCUUCUUUACCGCCAUCUUGACCAUCAAGCUCGAAAUCAACCGCAUCAAACGUCACGUGGCACUCCGAAGGGCCCUCGAAGACGAUGGUGUCAGCCGAUCGGUAGCAGAGAACGUUGCUUCGAGCAAUGACUGGCCCAACAGUGUCAACGACCACAGCCGUGCAACCACCACCACCAUCUUUGGAAAGAAGGUCACCGUUCCCAAGUUCAAGGUGUUCAUGGUUGCUGGAUUCAUCCUUGUCAACGUGCUCAAUCUUGCCACCCUCCGCUUUGGCCUCACCAAGAACUCCAGGGCCUCUUCUUCCAUUGCCAGCGUGGGGGCCACUCCCCCUCUGGAUCCCUUCAAGGUCGCUAGCAGCGCGUUGGAUGCUAUCCUCGAGCAGGCCAAGACAGCUGGUGUCUCUACUUUGGUCACCGUGUUGAUGCCCAUCAAGUACGAGCUCGCAUUUCCCUCCAUUCAUUACGGCGAGCCUAUCAUUGAAGACAGUCCUUUCGGUGGAAACAUCAGCUCACACUUUGUGGAGGGAGUUCUCAAGAGCCUGGAAGACCCCUUCUUGGGCAAAUGGAUUAUCGGCGCUCUGGUCCUGAGCGUGGUCCUCAACGGCUACCUUUUCAAUGCCGCCCGAUGGACUAUCAAGGAGCCCCAUCGCCCGCUCGACCCCCCUACGGCUGCUGAGGUGCAGGAUGGCGCUCCUCCCACCCCGGCAUCCGGCAUGCCACCAAACAGCAUCCUGUCCCCGCCGAUCACUCCCGCCAUCACUCCUGGCCCGGAACAGCAAGCUGCCCGUGGAGCCGUCCGUCCCCUUACGCAGGUUGCUCACCUCACCCCAAGCCCUCAGAUCGAUAGCCCGACGGACGAGGAACAGAAGCAGCCCAACAGGCCAAUGGAAGUCCUCGAGCAAAUCAUCAAAGACAAGAAGGCACACAAGCUUACCGAUGAGGAGUUGAUCGCUGUCUCCGUUAAGGGCAAGAUUCCCGGCUAUGCGCUUGAGAAAACCCUCGGCAACAAGACUCGCGCUGUCAAGAUCCGACGUGGCCUUGUAUCUCGUACCCAUGCUACCCGUGAGACUUCUAACCUUCUCGAGAGGUCGCUCCUGCCCUACAAGGACUACAACUACGAUCUUGUGCACGGUGCCUGCUGCGAGAACGUCAUCGGUUACCUUCCUCUUCCUCUUGGUGUCGCUGGUCCCAUCCUGGUUGACGGUCAAAACUACUUCCUCCCCAUGGCUACUACCGAGGGUGUCUUGGUCGCCAGUACAUCCCGAGGUGCCAAGGCCAUCAACGCUGGUGGAGGUGCUACUACUGUCAUUACUGCCGACGGUAUGACCCGUGGUCCUUGCGUUGCUUUCGAGUCUCUUGCUCGCGCUGGAGCUGCAAAGAUCUGGCUCGACUCCGAGGAGGGACAGAGGACGAUGAAGGCUGCUUUCAACUCAACCUCUCGUUUCGCCCGUCUCCAGACUAUGAAGACUGCCAUCGCCGGUACCAACCUGUACAUUCGCUUCAAGACCACGACUGGUGACGCUAUGGGCAUGAACAUGAUUUCCAAGGGUGUCGAACACGCACUCAACGUCAUGGCCAACGAGGCUGGUUUCGAAGAUAUGGACAUCAUCUCCGUGUCUGGUAACUACUGCACUGACAAGAAGGCGGCCGCUAUCAACUGGAUUGACGGACGAGGCAAGGGCGUCGUCGCCGAAGCCAUCAUUCCCGGUCACAUCGUCAAGAGCGUGCUCAAGUCGGACGUCGACUCUCUUGUGGAGCUCAACAUCAGUAAGAACUUGGUCGGUUCCGCCAUGGCAGGUUCGCUAGGUGGUUUCAACGCCCACGCUGCCAACAUCGUCGCUGCCAUUUUCCUCGCAACCGGUCAGGAUCCUGCACAGGUUGUCGAGAGCUCCAACUGUAUCGUCAUCAUGAAGAACCUCAAAGGAAACCUUCAGAUCUCCGUCUCCAUGCCUUCGAUCGAAGUCGGCACCAUCGGUGGCGGAACCAUCCUCGAGCCCCAAUCCGCCAUGCUCGACCUCCUCGGCGUCCGUGGCCCUCACCCCACCUCUCCCGGCGACAACUCCCGCCAGCUCGCCCGAAUCAUCGCCGCCGCCGUCCUCGCCGGAGAACUCUCCCUCAACUCCGCCCUCGCCGCAGGUCAUCUCGUCAGGGCGCACAUGGCGCACAACCGAAGCGCAGCACCGAGUCGAGCACCCACGCCCGCGCCGCAGACCCCAGCCGGCGCCCAGACACCCGUCACCGGCGCCGCGGUCGGCAGCAUCAGCCAGGCCAAUGGACCAUUACCGAAGCGAUAAAUCUUUGUUUCGACAUAUUCGAAAUCUUUUAAUGAGUAGGGCGUUAAAGCAUUUUGGACGGACGGGAAAGGGGUUUUUUUUGGGGGGGAUGUAGAUAAUACCAAGAAAAGAGGUGUUUUUGUGUUGCCUUUUUAUCGGGGAUCUGGUGGGAAGCAAUGCUGCUUUUCUUUUUUGUUUGGGGGAGAUAGGGAAGAUACCGUGUGCCAUCUCUACUCGUCGUCAUCGUGGAAGAUGAUUCUGGCGAGAUAUACACAAAGGGAGGUUAGGAGAACGGACGCACGCACGCAGCUAGAGCGAGUGGUCGAUCGUCCCGCGUUCGAGAGGAUUGUACAGCGCGUAGGGUAAGGCAGGGUGGGACGGGAUGUACGUACGUGGGAAAGAAAGCAUAUGGAGCGAGCGAGCAAACAUGCAAUGCAUACAUAGGUACAUAUAUAUACACAGCGAGGGGAAGAAAGGGGAG
Messenger RNA from Aaosphaeria arxii CBS 175.79, 4353 nucleotides. RefSeq names its product 3-hydroxy-3-methylglutaryl-coenzyme A reductase. Lineage: Eukaryota; Fungi; Ascomycota; Dothideomycetes; Pleosporales. Gene Ontology annotation, biological process: coenzyme A metabolic process; ergosterol biosynthetic process; isoprenoid biosynthetic process. The record is from RefSeq and is a predicted model, not a curated record. Gene Ontology annotation, cellular component: peroxisomal membrane; endoplasmic reticulum membrane. Gene Ontology annotation, molecular function: protein binding; hydroxymethylglutaryl-CoA reductase (NADPH) activity. Bases 387 to 3893 code for a protein of 1168 amino acids. The transcript has 5 exons.